UUGAAUAUUAUAGUGACCAAUACCAAUGGCUUAUUAGUUUUUCACGUACGUUGUAUCAACUUGUAUGCUUGUAUCGGCGUAUUAAAAAUUUAUAAUUCGAGUCUUGAGCUUUAUUUAUAAUAUUGUUAAUAAAGUUUUAAUUCUUUAAUUUAUCGUUGUACAUCGCUGAACAUCUGUUAAUAAAUUACUGAAAAAAAUGAGUUCCCCGUACCAAGGGGCAUUGACAUGUGUUACAUGUCAAAUUGUGUUUGAAAAUGGUGAUACACAUCGUGUACACUAUAAAACAGACUGGCAUCGUUAUAAUCUAAAAAGGAAAAUCAUUAAUCUGCUUCCUGUUGACCGGCCCACAUUUGAAUCCCGAAUACUGAGUCAACAGAUCAAGGAAAAUGAAGAAAAUACUAAGAGUUCGAUUUAUUGCACCAUUUGUAGGAAAUCCUAUAAUUCACAAAAGUCUUUCGAUAGCCACUUAUCUUCUAAGCAGCAUAAAACUUUAGCGUUGCAAUCAGACAAUGAACAUAAAGAUAUUGGUGUACCAGCUGCCAAAAAAAUAGUUAAAGCAGCUGAGAAUAAACCUGUUGAAGAGAGUGAUGAUGAGUAUGAGGAUGUGGAUGACGACGAAGAAUGGGGUGAAGUAGUCAGUGACAACAAUCCCAUAGUCAACAAUAUAUGUUUAUUCUGUCCCCAGGGCAGUGAAAACUUAUUGCAAAAUAUUAAACACAUGUCUGAUAUUCAUUCAUUUUUCAUUCCUGAUGUUGAGUAUCUGGUCGAUAUGAAAGGAUUAUUGGUAUAUUUAGGCGAGAAGGUAUGUCAAGGAUUUAUGUGUUUAUGGUGUAAUGAAUCUGGAAAAAAUUUCCAUUCUAUGGAGUCUGCACAAGCACACAUGAUUGAUAAAGGUCAUACUAAAAUGAUUCAUGAAGGUGAAGCACUACUUGAAUACUCAGACUUUUAUGACUAUUCAUCUAGUUAUCCAGCAGACACAUCUGUAGAUGAUUAUCGUAUUAUUGAAGAUGCUACCUCUCAAUUAAUUCUUCCUUCUGGAGCUAGAAUUGGAAAACGAUCAUUAAUGCGAUACUACAGGCAAAAUUUGAAUCCAAAUCACGAUUGGGAAGCCAUGAAGGAAACAAAGCUGAACAAAGUUAUCAAUCAUUACAGACAUAUUGGAUGGACAGGAACUUUCCCUGCUGCUGCUGCUAGGAAAGCCAGAGAUUUGAAAGUUAUGAAGCAAGUCCAAACAAAAAUGUACAUGCAAUUAGGAGUUAAAGCCAACAAGUUCCAAAAGCAUUUCCGCCAGCAAGUCAAUUUUUAGAUUUGAUUUUAUAUUUUUCAAAAUACUUUAUACAAGUUGUUUUUUUAUAAAUAGCAUUAAAAUAUUAUUUUUUUUGCUGAUUUUAAAAUAAAUUAACCACAAUUAAUGAUUA
Messenger RNA from Acyrthosiphon pisum (pea aphid), 1418 nucleotides. RefSeq names its product zinc finger protein 622. Gene Ontology annotation, cellular component: preribosome, large subunit precursor. The transcript has 5 exons. Lineage: Eukaryota; Metazoa; Arthropoda; Insecta; Hemiptera; Aphididae. The record is from RefSeq and is a predicted model, not a curated record. Bases 197 to 1306 code for a protein of 369 amino acids. Gene Ontology annotation, biological process: ribosomal large subunit biogenesis. Gene Ontology annotation, molecular function: zinc ion binding; nucleic acid binding.